CAGCAGCCGCACUUUACAGAAGAGGACCCCGUUGACGAAGGGGACCGAGGACAGCUCGUCCAGCUCGAAGUCCACCUUGAACUUGAAUUUCUUCUUCUUCAUCAUCAUUAGAUCCAUGCACAGGCUCAGGUCCGUGGAGAAGAGGCCGCUGGCAUCACAGCCCCAUGAUGAGAGGAUCUUCCAGUAAAACGCUGUGCUGGGCAAUCUUAGCUAUUGUUGGCCUUAUCUACGGUGUUCUUUCUUUAUUUGUAUAUUUCGAGCCUCCAUCUCCUGUGUGUCCGACUAUGUCUACAGUAGCCGAUGAAAAAACGUAUGAAGCCACAGGGGCAAUUGAAAAGCCCAUCGUUCUGCUGUGGUUCUGGCCUCAUGGUGUGAUGUUUGAUUUUCAAAUCUGCUCAAGCUACUUCAACAUUGAUGGCUGCAUUCUGACUGAUAACAGGUCAUUGUACAGCCAAGCCGAGGGAGUCAUCAUCUUCCAAAAAGGCAUAAACUGGCAGUUGGAUAACCUGCCCAAGGAGCCACGUCCAUAUUUUCAGAAGUGGAUUUGGUACCAUGUGGAAUCUCCCACGAACACGCAGAAGAUACCAGGUCUGGAAAAUCUGUUCAACUUAACAUUGAGCUACAGAAGAGAUGCUGACAUCACAGUGAGGAAUGAGGUGACGAUCAAGCAAACAGAGACAAAGGAGGAAGUAGUUCUGCCCAAAAAGGACAAACUGGUUUGUUGGAUUGUCAGUAACAAUUACCCAGCUACUGGAACGUUUGUGAGAGAGAAAUAUUACACAGAACUGUCCCAACACAUAAAGGUUGAUGUCUUUGGUGCUUUUACGGGGCAGCGGUUGAAAUAUGAAGACUAUUACCCCACCCUUGCGAGUUGUAAGUUUUAUCUCUCAUUUGAGAACUCGCUCCACGUAGACUACAUAACAGAGAAGGUCAACGGGCCCCUUGUAGCAGGGACCGUCCCUGUAGUUCUGGGUCCACCAAGGGAAAACUACGAGCAGUUCCUUCCCAAUGGUUCCUUCAUUCACGUAAAUGAUUUCCCUGAUGCUAAAGGUCUGGCAGAGUUUCUGCAACGCCUGGACAAGGACCAUGAAGCAUACAUGAGUUACUUUGAGUGGAGAAAGUAUUAUGAAGUCACUGCUCAUCUUUUGUCAAUGAGAAAUGAAUUCAUUCAUCCUGUCUGCCUCGCCUGUGACCACAUCUCAAAGUACAAAGAAUACCAUGUUGUCAAUGAUCUUUAUGGUUGGUACUUUUCAUGAAAACUACAUUGAGAACAUCAUUUGACUGACUAUAAACUAGAACCUAUUCUUUGAAUUUGUGUGAUUGUUUUGACCCUUUAUAGAAUAAUGAUUUUUUUAAAUAAUCAAUAUAGUUCACAUGGUAACCGCUGAUAUUAUCAUCAUAUAUAUUUGUUAUGUAGAUCACUCUUAGCACAGAUGGGCCUUGGUGAGUACACUUUGCAGAGUAAAACUGGAGCUGAUGAAAAUAGUGCUGCAAAUGUUCUCUGUUCUGAGUCACUUUGAGUGAAACAACUAAGUAAAUAUUCAAAUAGAAAAAUAUGUUUUAUAUAUGUCAUUGGGGUCAUUUGGAUGAUUAUUUUAUUUAUGUUUGUUUUUGCUU
Limanda limanda (common dab) is the source of this 1617-nucleotide messenger RNA. RefSeq names its product 4-galactosyl-N-acetylglucosaminide 3-alpha-L-fucosyltransferase 9-like. Gene Ontology annotation, molecular function: alpha-(1->3)-fucosyltransferase activity. The coding region runs from base 165 to 1256 and encodes 363 amino acids. The transcript has 2 exons. Gene Ontology annotation, cellular component: membrane. Lineage: Eukaryota; Metazoa; Chordata; Actinopteri; Pleuronectiformes; Pleuronectidae. The record is from RefSeq and is a predicted model, not a curated record.